UUUCAUUUUCCCUUUUGUUUACUCAUGCUCGUCUGCUCAGCCACUUGGCUCAAGUUUCAAACAGCUAAAUCAUGGCUUCUCUGUAUACUUUUGCACCGCCAUCAUACUCAAUUGGAAUCCUCCGCCGUCCCUCACCGGCAAUUUGUUCCCCUUUCCUUAACCGUGUUGUUCCUGCCGGCCUUAAUUUGAACGGCAAUCUCAAUGUAAGCCCUUUCAGAUUCGGUACGGAACUUUAUCUGCAAGAAAAGAAGAGGCGGGGUCGAGUAUCUGCAUCAAAUACGAACCCUGAGAAAAAAGCAGAUGACACUAAAUCGAGUGAUGGUGCUUCAAGUCCUCCAUUCCUGACGAUUUUAGCUGGUCUCCUAGUCUUCUUGUUCAUCUCUUGGAUAAUAGGAUCCGUAGUAAUGUGGAUUAUUGGCUUUGUUUUACAUCCUCCACAGUUGAAAUGAGACUGAGUUACUAGUGGAUUAUUGGCUUUGUUUUACAUCCUCCACAGUUGAAAUGAGACUGAGUUUAACAUCGUUA
This is a messenger RNA of Salvia splendens (bonfire salvia), 525 nucleotides long. RefSeq lists its product as uncharacterized. Lineage: Eukaryota; Viridiplantae; Streptophyta; Magnoliopsida; Lamiales; Lamiaceae. The record is from RefSeq and is a predicted model, not a curated record. The transcript has 2 exons. The coding region runs from base 72 to 449 and encodes 125 amino acids.